AAUGAAAUCAACAUUUUUCAUGUAUUUUAUCAACUGAAUUCGUGUACUGCCGUGAAAAGAUAAUAGGCUUGUUUAUCGUAAGAAUUAAAAUAAUAAAUUCGAAUCCAUUUGCUAAAUUUCCGUUACCUGGUUGAAGUCGCACAAAAGUUUUUAUCUAGUUAUCUUCCCUUUUAUACGCAAUAGGUACUUGAUUGUCUCAGAUAUGGAAAUCGCCAAAUACUCGAUGAAUUUCCACGAUAGUGGAAAUCAUGGUUUGUGCUGCUUCGACUGAAGCUAUUCCCAAUUAUUGUUCAAAUCGACCAGAAAAUCAAAAGGCUAGAUCGAUGUAACAAAUGUCUUUAACGAGGUCCAAUGGGGAGCUAAGGGUACAAAUCGACGCGUCUGUUCUUGGAUUGGAAGAAGCAGAUGAUCCUACAAAGAACGACCACAAUCCAGGAAUAACAAACUUCGAUAAUGUCUCACCAGCUCCUCCACCAAUUCCACAAGAAUCCCAGACAGCUGCACCUUGUCAACAAGGCAACCAACAAUCACCAAGUGUGACGUGCUCAAUAAACUUGCCACCGGAUCCUCCACCAUAUUCUGACUUGCCGAUUUACACCAUACCUCUCUCAAGUCCUAUAUACGACCCUCCACCACCUUAUGAUCCGACCAUGAGACGCGAAACCUUUGACCCUUCGGAUUUCCCCUAUCAGAGCUACCAACCUAGUCGAACUUCGAGAUUCGAGUGUAAGCCUGAUACUUUGGUCCCUCUGGGUUUUUGUUAUUGUACUCUAGAACAACUGAUUGUUACAAUGGCAAUUUUAGGAACAUUUGUAUUCUUAGGUUUGGGACAGUUCUCUUGAGAAAGUGAUAUAUGUUAUCCACUUUUGAGAUAAGUAUCUUCUCGAUGUAUUUAUUACGUUGGAAUGUAGACUGAUAUAGAUGAUUGUAAAUAUAUUUGUGCACGAAGAGAUUGUAUCUGUAUAGUCUAUUAACAAUAAAGUUUAUGAUUUUUAAAACCUA
Messenger RNA from Harmonia axyridis, 1002 nucleotides. Its product is annotated as proline-rich receptor-like protein kinase PERK10. Bases 333 to 842 code for a protein of 169 amino acids. The record is from RefSeq and is a predicted model, not a curated record. Lineage: Eukaryota; Metazoa; Arthropoda; Insecta; Coleoptera; Coccinellidae. The transcript has 2 exons.